Messenger RNA from Dipodomys ordii (Ord's kangaroo rat), 6733 nucleotides. It is a transcript of the gene Kmt2e, whose product is annotated as lysine (K)-specific methyltransferase 2E. The transcript is spliced from 26 exons. The record is from RefSeq and is a predicted model, not a curated record. Gene Ontology annotation, molecular function: protein binding. Bases 496 to 5973 code for a protein of 1825 amino acids. NCBI's taxonomy places the organism in Eukaryota, Metazoa, Chordata, Mammalia, Rodentia, Heteromyidae.
GCGGGCGCAGGGGGCCGAGUCGGAGACGGUGCCUGAGUUCGGGAGCGGCCACUGAGGGGGCAUAGACGCUCGGAGCAGCCUCGCCAUCGCCUCUGCGUUCCUGCCGACUGCCCGGGUGCCCCCUCCCCUACUCCUCGGCUCCUUCGGAAGAGGCUGCGCGCUGCUGUUUGGGGAGGGGGUGUGUGGAGCCCGGUCCUCGGUCCGCAGUGGCUGCUGUCGGGGGGUCGCCUGACCGCGGAGGUGUGCAGACACUCCUUGGGGGUCGAGCAAAUUACGGGGUUCGGGUGUCUGGUGUGUGAACAUCACAGGUCUAUUCUGGAUAGCAGGUUUUGUGAAGACAUUUAUUCUUUCUUGGACCUCAGAUUUCCCAGACAUCUCAUGGGUUUGUGGAUGCACUUAGAUGUUUGCAAUGAGCACUGUGGCUGGCAUGCUCCAGUGUUUUGGAUACCAAUGCAUAGGACUCCAUAGUAAUCGAAUUUACCAGAGGCGAACGUCAUGAGCAUAGUGAUCCCAUUGGGGGUUGAUACAGCAGAAACGUCAUACUUGGAAAUGGCUGCAGGCUCAGAACCAGAAUCCGUAGAAGCUAGCCCUGUGGUAGUUGAGAAAUCCAACAGUUAUCCCCACCAAUUAUAUACCAGCAGCUCACAUCAUUCACACAGUUACAUUGGUUUGCCCUAUGCGGACCAUAACUAUGGUGCUCGUCCUCCUCCAACACCUCCAGCUUCCCCUCCUCCAUCAGUUCUUAUUAGCAAAAAUGAAGUAGGCAUAUUUACCACUCCUAAUUUUGAUGAAACUUCCAGUGCUACUACAAUCAGCACAUCUGAGGAUGGAAGUUAUGGUACUGAUGUGACAAGGUGCAUAUGUGGUUUUACACAUGAUGAUGGAUACAUGAUCUGUUGUGACAAAUGCAGCGUUUGGCAACAUAUUGACUGCAUGGGGAUUGACAGGCAGCAUAUUCCUGAUACAUACCUAUGUGAACGUUGUCAGCCUAGGAGUUUGGAUAAAGAGAGGGCGGUGCUACUACAACGCCGGAAAAGGGAAAAUAUGUCAGAUGGUGAUACUAGUGCAACUGAGAGUGGUGAUGAAGUUCCUGUGGAAUUAUAUACUGCAUUUCAGCAUACUCCAACUUCAAUUACUUUAACCGCUUCAAGAGUCUCCAAGGUUAAUGACAAAAGAAGGAAAAAAAGUGGGGAAAAAGAACAAAACUUUUCAAAAUGUAAAAAAGCCUUUCGUGAAGGAUCUAGGAAGUCAUCAAGAGUUAAGGGUUCAGCUCCAGAAAUUGAUCCUUCAUCUGAUGGUUCAAAUUUUGGAUGGGAGACAAAAAUCAAAGCAUGGAUGGAUCGCUAUGAAGAGGCAAAUAAUAACCAGUAUAGUGAGGGAGUUCAGAGGGAGGCACAAAGAAUAGCUAUGAGAUUAGGCAAUGGAAAUGACAAAAAAGAGAUGAAUAAAUCAGAAUUGAAUACUACUAACAAUUUACUCUUCAAGCCUCCUGUAGAGAGCCAUAUACAAAAGAAUAAAAAAAUCCUGAAAUCUGCCAAAGAUUUGCCUCCUGAUGCUCUUAUCAUUGAGUAUAGAGGGAAGUUUAUGCUACGAGAACAAUUUGAAGCAAAUGGGUAUUUCUUUAAAAGACCAUACCCUUUUGUUUUAUUCUACUCUAAAUUUCAUGGACUAGAAAUGUGUGUUGAUGCAAGGACUUUUGGGAAUGAGGCUCGAUUCAUUAGACGUUCUUGUUCACCAAAUGCAGAGGUGAGGCAUGAAAUAGAAGAUGGAACCAUACAUCUUUACAUUUAUUCCAUACAAAGUAUUCCAAAGGGUACUGAAAUUACAAUUGCAUUUGAUUUUGACUAUGGGAAUUGUAAAUACAAGGUAGACUGUGCAUGCCUCAAAGAAAAUCCAGAGUGUCCUGUUCUAAAACGAAGUUCAGAAGCCACAGAAAACAUCAAUAGCGGUUAUGAGACAAGAAGAAAAAAAGGAAAAAAAGAGAAAGAUAUUUCAAAAGAAAAAGAUACACAAAAUCAGAAUAUUACUUUGGACUGUGAAGGAACAACCAACAAGAUUAAAAGCCCAGAAAUGAAACAGAGAAAGCUUUCUCCACUGAGACUAUCAGUGUCAAAUAAUCAGAGAGAAGAAAGGAAAAUGGAAGCAAUUUUGCAAGCUUUUGCCAGACUUGAAAAAAGAGAGAAAAGAAGAGAACAAGCUUUGGAAAGGAUCAGCACAGCCAAAACUGAAGUUAAAAGUGAAUGUAAAGAGGCACAAAAUGUCAGUGAUGCUGAAGUUAUUCAGGAACAAGCAAAAGAAGAAACUGCUAACAAACCAACACCUGCCAAAGUGAAUAGAACUAAACAGAGAAAAAGUUUCUCUCGAAGUAGGACUCACAUUGGACAGCAGCGUCGGAGACAUAGAACUGUCAGUAUGUGUUCAGAUAUCCAGCCAUCUUCUCCUGAUAUUGAAGUCACAUCACAACAAAAUGAUAUUGAAAAUACUGUACUUGCAAUAGAACCCGAAACCGAAACUGCAAUAGCAGAAAUAAUUACUGAAACUGAAGUUCCAGCACUUAAUAAAUGUCCUACUAGGUACCCCAAAACAAAGAAGCACUUGGUCAAUGAAUGGUUAAGUGAGAAGAAUGAGAAGACAGGAAAACCUUCAGAAAGCCUUUCAGAAAGGCCUCUACGCAUAACUACAGAUCCAGAAGUAUUAGCUACACAGCUCAAUUCUUUGCCAGGUCUCACGUACAGUCCCCACGUAUACUCUACUCCUAAACAUUAUAUUAGAUUUACUUCACCAUUCCUUUCAGAAAAAAGGAGAAGAAAAGAACCCACUGAAAAUAUUUCUGGCUCAUGCAAAAAGCGAUGGCUGAAACAAGCUUUGGAAGAAGAAAAUUCAGCAGUUUUGCGUAGAUUUAAUUCACCAUGUCAAGAAAGAUCCAGAAGUCCUAUAGUCAAUGGUGAAAAUAUAAGUCCACUACUACUAAAUGAUAGCUGUUCACUUCAAGAUUUAACCACACCACUAAAAAAACGAAGACUUUAUCAGUUGCUAGAUUCUGUUUACUCAGAAACUUCAACACCUACUCCUUCACCAUAUGCUACACCAACUCAUGCAGAUAUCACUCCUACGGAUCCAUCAUUUGCCACUCCUCCGCGGAUAAAAUCAGAUGAUGAAACAUACAGAAAUGGUUAUAAACCCAUAUAUUCACCAGUUACCCCAGUAACUCCUGGUACACCAGGAAACACCAUGCACUUUGAGAAUAUUUCUUCCCCAGAAAGUUCUCCAGAAAUAAAGAGACGCACUUAUAAUCAAGAGGGAUAUGAUAGAUCUUCAACAAUACUGACAUUGGGGCCUUUUAGAAAUUCCAAUUUAACUGAGCUGGGUCUGCAAGAAAUAAAGACUAUUGGUUAUACCAGUCCUAGAAAUAGGACUGAAGUCAACAGGCAGUGUCCUGCAGAAAAGGAACCUGUGUCAGACCUUCAACUGGGACUCGAUGCAGUCGAGCCAACUGCCUUACAUAAAACCAUGGAAACACCUGCACAUGACAGGACUGAGCCUAACAACCAAAUGGACUCUACUCACCCUGGACGGGGGACAUUAUAUUCUUCCUGGGUAAAGAGUCCUGACAGAGCAGGAGUUAACUUCUCAGUGAACUCCAACUUGAGGGACUUGACACCCUCACAUCAGUUGGAAGUUGGAGGAGGCUUCCGAAUUAGUGAGUCAAAGUGCCUGAUGCAGGAUGAUACUAGAGGCAUGUUUAUGGAAACAGCUGUGUUUUGUACUUCUGAAGAUGGGCUUGUCUCUGGUUUCGGACGGACUGUUAAUGACAGUUUGAUCGACGGGAGUUGUACACCCCAGAAUCCACCACAGAAGAAAAAGGUGUCUCUAUUAGAGUACCGUAAGAGACAACGUGAAGCUAGAAAAAGUGGCUCUAAGUCAGAAAACUUUCCUCUGGUUAGUGUAUCACCUCAUGCAAGUGGGAACCUGAGCAGCAGUGGUGAUGGCUGUGUCCACAGUAGUGAAAAUGGGGAGCAGGCAGAAAACACUGCUAGCCUGCCUUUACCAAUACCGGCUGCAAUUUACAAUACCACUGAAGAAACCAGCAAUAACUGUCCUAUUAAAGAAGCUACUGCCAAUGAGAAGAAUGAACCAGAAGUUCAAUGGACUGCCUCCACUUCAGUGGAACAAGUGAGAGAAAGGAGUUAUCAGAGAGCUUUACUUCUCAGUGAUCAUAGAAAAGAUAAAGACUGUGGGGGAGAGUCACCAUGUGUCUCAUGCUCACCGAGUCAUGUUCAGUCUUCACCUUCAUCUCAUUCAAAUCACAUUCCCCAGCUGCACACUAAGGGCCUAGUACCUUCUUUCAGUGAACUUAUAGAAGACCCUGAUCCUGAAAAUCCAGAACCCACAGCUACAAAUGAAUGUCCAUCCCCAGACACUUCGCAAAUUAUUUGUAAAAGCCCUUCAAAAAUGAGCAAGCCUGGUUCACCGGGACCUGUAAUUCCUGCUCAACCACAUGGGAAAACACUCACAAAAUCAGAUCCCCACUGGGAGACAACAGUUAUUGUAUCAGAAGCUGAGAAUGUUCACCUAAAAACAGAGCUCCAACAAAAACAACUAUCGAAUAACACCCCAGCACUUUCAAAGAACCAUCCUCCUCCUCAGCCCCAUGCUCGCAGUACAACUGAGCAACUUCCCCAAAAGCUGCCUUCUGUACCAACGAAGUUGCACUGUCCUCUGUCACCUCACAUAGAAAACCCUCCUAAGUCCUCCACGCCUCACACACCUGUGCAGCAUGGUUAUCUCUCACCAAAGCCUCCUUCACAGCAGUUAGGAUCUCCCUUCAGGCCUCAUCAUUCACAGUCACCUCAAGUUGGAACCCCUCAGCGAGAGCCUCAGAGAAAUUUUUAUCCAGCAACACAGAAUCUUCAAGCCAAUACCCAGCAGCCAACUUCCGGAGCAUUAUUUACACAGACACCCUCAGGACAAUCUUCAGCAGCAUACAGUCAGUUUAACCAACAGAGUCUGAGCAGCGCAGCACCACCCCCUCCGCCCCCUCCGCCUCCUUCUUCCUCAUCUUAUUAUCAAAACCAGCAGCCCUCUGCAAAUUUUCAGAAUUAUAAUCAGCUUAAAGGUAGUCUUUCCCAACAAACUGUGUUUACAUCUGGACCAAAUCAAGCACUUCCUGGCAGCACAAGCCAGCAAUCAGUUCCAGGACACCAUGUUACUCCGGGGCAUUUUUUGCCCUCUCAGAACCCUACCAUUCACCAUCAAACUGCUGCUGCUGUGGUCCCACCCCCGCCUCCACCACCACCUGCUCCAGGACCGCACCUUGUACAACAGCCAAAUUCCCAUCAGCAACACUCUGUAGCACAUGUAGUAGGGCCAGUUCAUGCUGUCACCCCUGGUUCACAUAUUCAUUCUCAAACUGCUGGACAUCAUUUACCACCACCCCCUCCACCUCCUGGUCCUGCCCCACAUCACCAUCCACCACCCCAUCCUACCACAGGACUCCAAGGUCUACAAGCACAACACCAGCAUGUUGUAAAUUCAGCACCCCCACCUCCACCUCCACCUCCACCUUCCAGUGUUCUGACUUCUGGGCAUCAUACGACAUCAAGUCAAGCCUUACACCACCCACCUCAUCAAGGACCUCCACUUUUUCCUUCAACUGCUCAUCCAGCUGUACCACCGUAUCCCUCACAAGCUACACAUCACACCACUCUGGGACCGGGACCCCAGCACCAGCCGUCUGGAACAGGGCCACAUUGUCCAUUACCCGUUGCAGGUCCUCACCUCCAGCCCCAAGGACCAAACAGUAUUCCAACACCUACUGCUUCAGGGUUCUGUCCUCAUCCUGGCUCUGUGGCCCUACCACAUGGGGUGCAAGGACCUCAGCAGGCAUCUCCAGUGCCUGGACAGAUUCCAAUUCACAGAGCACAGGUGCCACCAACAUUUCAGAACAAUUACCAUGGUUCAGGGUGGCAUUAAAAUGGACUCCAAUAACAUUUUUUUAAAUGUUCUGUAAGAUAAAGUGUAUAUUUCAUAUGUACCUAUUAAGGUACUUUUUAAAACUUGUACAUGAAAAUUUGUAUAAAAAAACAAAAACAAAACAACAAAAACCAGUGCUCUUCCAUUGUAUUUUUCCCAUUUUUGCUUUUUAAAAUUCCUUAAGAAAUGUGCUGUUAAGCCAGUAUUAGGUAUCUUUAUUUUGUAAGUGAACAUUCCAGCUGUUUUUCUGGCAGUAGAUCUGAUGCUACAUGAUCUUUAAAUUUUAUUGUUGCAGUUGAAUUCAUUUAGUGAAUGUUUUCUGUAUUAUUUUAUACAUUAAGUACACAGCUAAUAAUAGCACUAUGAGGAUUUCCUUUUCUUUGGGGGGGGGUCAGUUCUGUGAGUGCAUCUUAGGUAUAAAAUGCAAUACAGAUUUUUAUAGUUUGGUGUGGACAUGGCUCAUUUUGUUUUUAUCAGUUAUUUGCAAGCAAAAUGUAAUUUAAUGUAUAGAUGAUUUCUAAUGUCUCCUGGCAAACUGUAAAUACUGCAUUUCUUUUGCGUAUAUAAUUGCUUACGCUUUUUUCAUUUGAUAUAUAGCAUUGUACAUAUGACAAGUCUUUUGCAAAACUGUGUGAUCUUUGUGAAAAGUAGUACAGUAUAUGGCCUUUACUUUCCUUUUUUAUUUUAAAUAUACUGUCACAUUGAAGCACUGGUUGGGCAUUUUAAUUCAUGUUAAUAAAUCACAAUUAUGUCAGUUUUA